AUGGAUUCGCCUAAAAAACCGGAUAGUCCGCCUGUCAACAUAAUGCAGCGACUUGCAGCAAUUCGUGCGGCUAACGAGCUCAAGCUAGCCGACAACGCUGCCUUGCCCGCCAAGACUGGUCCUCCUGCGAAGACUUUCACGCACAGAACAGCCUCCCUGUCUACAAAGCCUUUCUCAACUGGAAUGACCAGUGCUCCUGCGCAGUGCACACCUGGAAAGACUACCCCAUCUGCAAAGCUUUCAAUGGCUGGAAAAAAUGUCCCGUGUGGAGGACCUGGAGGGCGAGGACGACGAGAAAAGGUUCCACCUGGCAACGCAGAUAGCACUCCAACGCAAAAUUCUCGAGCAGCUGAAGCGUCGCUCCGAGAAUCGCCACGGACUCCAGUUACAGUGGCAGCCAGCGUAAGAGGCGGCUUGGAUACUGAGCUUGAUCCUACAGUAAAGGCUGAGGAUGCACAGGAUAGUCUGCAUGAAGUAGCUGUUUUCCCGGGAAAGCUUCACUCUAGAGGAGUGAUUAAAUCGCAUGGAAACACUCCUAUACGUGGAAAGCUAUCCUCUGCACCUAAUGACGGAAAGCCUGCAAAAUUGGACAACUUACAUAUGAGCGAACGAGGCCGUAUCGUUGGGACUGGGGUGUCUCUCAGAAAUCCACCAAUUGUCAUGAUUGACCAUAGUGGACGGACUGUUCCUGAUCAAGCCCGACCCCGUCUAUCUCAAUCAUCGCUGAAUGACACUCCAUCGCCUCUAGCUAAAGUUAAGAUGCUGCCCCAGGAAACUUCAUUGGCUACUUCGGUGGCUGGGGCCAUCGCACGUAUCAAUGUGCUAUCAGGGCAUUCCACUCAGCACGGCUCAACUCCAUCCGGAAACACUCUUGCUCGUGACUUGAAUUCAGCAACUAUUGCUGUUGAUUCGAAUGGACCAUCUACUCCCGGUGCACCUGCUGAUAGGGGCAACACCCCUGAUCCUGAGAGCCCUCCUAAGUAUCUAACAUCAAGUGAAGCGAUUGCAGGCUCGGCCUCAUGUGUAGGAGGAAAUGAAUCGACAAAGGCGGGGAAGGCGAGUACGGCGGCAACUCAAGCAAAGGUCAAGGUUGGAACCAGAAAGACUCUCUAUCAUGCCACUGAGACUCUGCCUAUUACUGAUGCCGGGCAUACAUUUAUCAUCAAUUUUCAGAAAAUGAUCGACAAUCAUAACACAUCUAUGGACAUGUUCCAAGAACAAGCCGGCACUUUGCAUCGCAACGUUCAUUCGCAGAUGGAAUGGAUUGUAGAUCCAAAGUACAAGAUUACCAACGCAGCUGAGAAUCUGGCAAGCAUCGAAACUAUUAUCGUGACUGUCACAUCUAUGAUUCAACUCAUCAUGGCCGCGCAGGAGGGAAUCCAUCGUUUCAUGAUCGAUCUGUCUGAAUUUUUGGGAGACUCUCGUCCCCCUCCUAACUUUGAGCAAGUAGUGAAAAACUUCAACCAUAGCUGCAUGAAAGAUGCCAUGGUUUUGCAGACUUUGCGCAUCCUUCAGACAAGUCUCCUCAAUGCUCGCGGUCGUCUAUCUGGUUAUCUCGAGGGUGGCAAGAAGACCACCGUCGGUUAG
This is a messenger RNA of Penicillium taxi, 1587 nucleotides long. RefSeq lists its product as uncharacterized. The record is from RefSeq and is a predicted model, not a curated record. The transcript is spliced from 2 exons. The coding region runs from base 1 to 1587 and encodes 528 amino acids. Lineage: Eukaryota; Fungi; Ascomycota; Eurotiomycetes; Eurotiales; Aspergillaceae.